Messenger RNA from Penicillium cosmopolitanum, 1536 nucleotides. RefSeq lists its product as uncharacterized. Lineage: Eukaryota; Fungi; Ascomycota; Eurotiomycetes; Eurotiales; Aspergillaceae. The record is from RefSeq and is a predicted model, not a curated record. The transcript has 2 exons. Bases 1 to 1536 code for a protein of 511 amino acids.
AUGCUCUCAAAUCGACUACUUUUAUCAUUUCAUGCCGUCAGCGUUGGGCUGGUUGCAGCAUCAGCAGCCCUCACUGUUGAUGAGAAUGACUUCACCCCCAUCAAUGAACUUCGCGACCUAGUUCAUAGAGUGGGAAGUGUCGGGCUGCGACUUCCGGGAAGCGAUGUGCAUAAUGAACUAGUUGACUGGGUCAAUACAAGCUUGCAUGACAUACCCGGACUUGAAGUCCAGGGGUCUAAGUACGAUCUUGACGUCUGGGAGCCAAAGGAAGGGAUGAAUCUGAGUGAGGCUGGAACCCUUUGCAUCCAGUCUGAUGGAAAGUGCCACAAUAUCCCAAUUGUUGGAGCAAUCCCAUUCACUCUUCCGACAAAUGACUCUGCCCUCACCGGCCCUCUGAUCUAUGUCCCUUUCAACCAAAGCAUCUCAUCCGUAGAUGUCCGGGGUAAAGUCAUUCUUAGAGAUCUUCUCCCUUUGAAAGUCCCAUAUCCAUAUCUAUUGAAGGAUUCGCAUUACAUCACGCCAGAUCUUGCCGCUCAAAUCAAUGGCACCUACGAAAGGCCAUAUCUUUCCACACCAGCGGACGACCUUAUCGCCGCUGGAAGAGGUGGUGCAGCCGGAUUGAUUUCUGCGUUCGACAUCCCUCGAAAAACGCUAGAAGGUUACUACGAUCCUCAUUUUGGACAACAUUAUCUAAUUCCGGGUGUCUAUCUGGGUUCCGAGCAGUACUAUAUGCUUCGAGACGCAUGUCGGUACGGACAUGCAGCAUCUCUGAAGAUUUCCGCAGACACAGGUCGUAAAUAUACCCGCGAGCUGUUUGCUACUCUUCCCGGUCGAUCCAAGGAAACAAUAAUCAUCGGUUCGCAUACGGAUGGCGCAACCUGGGUCCAAGAGAAUGGCGUGGCAGGCCUCCUUACACUGGCAAAGUACUUUGCAGCUCAGCCGAUAGCAUCGCCCGCCAGGGCGAAGACACUUAAGUUUGCAUUCACGUCCGGACAUCUGACAUACAGCAGAGAUGGAUCGAUCCCGUACGCAAAGAAACUCGACCAGGAAUACGAUAGCGGAAAUCUUGCGUUGGUCAUCAUCCUCGAGCACCUGGGAGCACGGGAGCUGCUGCCAUCCGCUGCGUCAAACGGUCAAUAUGGUCGUGUAUUGAACUUCACCGGCAAUAGCGAAGCAACUCUUUGGAGCGUUGGACCUACUCGGCUAGUUAUUGAUGCUGUUACUACAGCUGUCAAAAACCGCAUGCUGGAUGGGAUGGGGGUGACCCCAGGAAACCCCCCAAAAAACACUUCGCAGAUUCCUUUCUAUGCCUCCCAGGGUGGCAUCGGGACAACGUACCAUAACUACCUUCUUCCGACUACGUCUAUCGUCUCUGGACCGUGGAGUCUAUGGGCGCCCUCCUUUGGCGAAGCGGCCAUUGAUUUCGCCCGACUGCGCGAUCAGUUGCUGGCUGUUGCGGAUGUGGUGGUUGGUCUUGCAUCAGAUUCGAAGGACGAGAUCGCUGGGGGGGUAUAUCGAAUACCGCCAGAUGCGUGA